This is a messenger RNA of Schistocerca serialis cubense, 1773 nucleotides long. RefSeq names its product venom carboxylesterase-6-like. The transcript is spliced from 10 exons. Lineage: Eukaryota; Metazoa; Arthropoda; Insecta; Orthoptera; Acrididae. The coding region runs from base 1 to 1773 and encodes 590 amino acids. The record is from RefSeq and is a predicted model, not a curated record.
AUGGCAGUUUGUGUUCAAGCAGUCUUUGCUGCGAUGGUGCUCGUGACAGCCCAUCUACCAUUAUGUACGGCGCAGGAAGUGUACGUGACGGUGCAGCAGGGCAGGCUGAGAGGCGCCGUGGAGACGAGCGCGCUGGGCCUACCGUACGCCAGCUUCAGGGGCGUGCCCUACGCACAGCCACCCGUCGGGGAACUCCGCUUCCAGGCACCGCAACCCCCGGCCAACUGGGAUGGUGACCGCGAUGCCUUGGAGGACCCUGACCCCUGCCCACAGGUAGGGAUGUCUGGAGGGUUUCAAGGCAAUGAAGACUGCCUAUACGUCAACAUAUACGUGCCUCUCAAUGCUUCGGGCCCUUUCCCGGUGCUCACGUGGUUUCCUGUAGGCGCCUUCAAAAGUGGGUCUGCGGCAGACACAGGUCCAGACAUAUUCCUGUCACUAGACAUCAUUGUAGUCGCUGUCCAGCCUCGAGUCAGUGCCAUGGGCUUGCUGAGCACUGGUGACGAGGUGAUCCCUGGGAAUGCCGGCAUGAAGGACAUGGUGAUGUCCCUGCAGUGGAUACAACAGAAUAUCGCUGCCUUCGGUGGGGAUCCUAACCAGGUGACCAUCGGUGGUGAGAGCUCUGGAGGCUGCUCUGUCUCGCACCUGGUACUGUCACCUCUCACUGCAGGCCUCUUCCGUGGUGCCAUAAUCCAUAGUGGAGAGGCAGCCAGCCCAUGGGGAAUAAUGGCCGACCCUGCGGCCAAGGCGUUCCGUCUGGCAGAGGUCCUGGGUUUUACUGCGAACAACACUCAGGAGCUGCGAGACUUCCUCCUGACGGUUGACCCACAGGAUCUCGUAUCUCACGAUGACGACAUCAUCACUCCAGAGGUAACUCCAGCAGAUUUGUACAAUAAGCAGCCGUAUCGACCACUACGAGGACUAUUAUCCAGCUAUAUGAAGGUGCCAGACAACCCCUUAAAGAACAUGAUGGACUAUAUACUCAGCCUACUAAUUCUGCCGUUGCCGCCUUUGCAGGAGGAGAUCCGCAUCCAGCACCUUGCCUGGCUCCCCGUGCUUGAACAGGACGUGGAAGGCGCCUUCGUUACCGAGUGGCCGGCCGAAAGCCUGAAGGCAGGUCGUUUCAACAAGGUCCCCGUCAUCACGGGCUUCACGUCCGGGGACGGGCUCGAGCUGAUUCGACAGAAGCUGUACCUCUCUGACCCGGCAGCAGUGCAGGAGCUCAGCGACAACUUCGUGCAGAUAGUGUCUCCAAUCCUGCACCUGCCGACGGCCGAAGAGCGCGAGGAGGCGGCACUGAUGAUGCGAGACUUUUACUUUGGCCAUGAGAACAUCACCAUCGACGAUGCUCAAGCCAUCACCGAUAUGUGUACCGACAUAUACUGGGGCGAGCCAGCUGACGCCACCGUGAGGGCGGCAUCCAACCAUACCGACGCUGGGCCUAUCUACUACCACCUGUUCGAUUACCGAGGACCGGAGCUUGGCAACGGCACAUAUGGUACAAGCCACGCCUCGCAGGGCUUCAUGAUGUUCUACAACGAGCGUAUGGGCCUGCCAGAUCCCAAUACGACGUUUGGUCAGUUGAGACUGGCCAUGAUACGGCUGUGGAGCAACUUCAUUAAAUACGGAACACCAUCUCCAGAGGGUGAGGAGUUCAUCUGGGAGCCUUUCGACAACACAAAUCUUUAUUAUGCGCACAUCACAGACACCGUCAAUCUGGAGCAAGCCUUGUUCAAGGAACGCAUGGAAUUCUGGCAACAGAAUAUCCCCCUCUGA